AUGUUGUCCUGGCAGUCUCCCCAUAACCCCAAGGAGGUGCAGAACCUACUGGGAUUUGCGAACUACUAUUGUUCGUUCAUCCUGCACUUCACUCAGGUCACAGCAUCUCUGACCGUCCUCCUUCGGAAAAAGGCUGUGUUUGUCUGGGAUGGUGCAGCUCAGGAGGCAUUAGAUGCCUUGAAGGCUGUGUUUGCUUCAGAACCCAUCCUUAGGCAACCGGACCCAACACUGCCGUUUGUGGUGGAAACUGAUGCUUCGGAUGUUACGGUAGGGGUAGCGCUACUGCAGGCCGACCCACAGCCUUCGGUGUUCUACCCCUGUGGGUACUACUUCUAA
Messenger RNA from Podarcis lilfordi (Lilford's wall lizard), 336 nucleotides. NCBI's taxonomy places the organism in Eukaryota, Metazoa, Chordata, Lepidosauria, Squamata, Lacertidae. The record is from the annotation of a GenBank genome assembly.